AUGGGGGAACCACUUUUAAGAGAUGGGCUACUCUUGGGAAUUGGUAGUCCUCUUUUGGAUUUAUCUGCGAAUAUGGAUGAAGAUUUCUUGCUAAAAUAUGAUCUUAAAGCUAACGAUGCUAUUUUAGCUGAAGAAAAGCACUUACCAAUGUAUGAGGAACUGGCAAAUAGUCCUGAUGUCACUUACAUUGUUGGUGGAUCGUGUCAAAAUACAAUGCGAGUUGCUCAGUGGAUCGUAAAGAGACAAAAUACAGUUGCCUUCAUGGGCAGCGUCGGAAAAGACAAAUUUGGAAAAAUCCUGGAAAAUAAAGCAAAAGAAGCUGGGGUGUUAGUGGCGUACCAGAUACAUGACACGGUACCGACUGGAACAUGCGCUGUGGUCAUCACAGAUAAUGGACACAACAGAUCACUUUGUGCACAUUUAUGUGCAAGCAAACACUUCACUGUAGAUUUUUUUCUUCAACCCGAAAGUCAGAAAUUAAUUAACAAUGCCAGAUUUUUUUACAUUUCUGGUUUCUUUCUGCCAGUAAGUCCAGAGUCAGUUAUGUACAUAGCAAAACAUGCUUGCAGAAACGACAAGUAUUUCUGUAUGAAUCUGAGCGCGCCUUAUCUCUGCCAUUUUUACAAAGAACCGAUGCUGAAAGCAUUGCCUUUCGUAGACAUAUUAUUCAGCAAUAAUCAGGAAGCUCUUGCAUUUGCUGAUGAACAUUUAUUUGGAACAGAUGACAUUGAAGAUAUAGCCUUACGCAUUAAAAAUUUUCCUAAAGAAAACAAAUCGAGGAGUAGAAUAGUAAUAGUAACACAAGGCAGAGGCCCAGUGAUUUGUGCGACAGAAAACGGAAUAAUGCACUAUCCUGUCGUCAAUUUAACGCAGGAAGAAAUAGUCGAUACCAAUGGAGCUGGUGAUGCUUUUGUAGGAGGUUUUCUGGCUCAGUUCAUUCAAGGCAAAGGGUUGGACAUAUGCAUACGAUGUGGUAUCUAUGCAGCUACUGAAGUAAUUAAGCAGUCUGGAUGUUCUUUUCCCAAACACCCCAAUUUCUCAACAUAAAGAAAAGUUCAUUACUACUUCUGUGAAAAGAUGCCUUUUGCAACAUCAAAUUAAGCUUCGUUUGCUAAAAGACGACAAAAAAGUUGGCAAAAAGUUUUCAAUUGCCAAAUUUAUGAAUCAGAUACUACUCCCAUAUUUCGAUGCAGUUCAUGGGUGGGGAACUUAUGUCUCCCAUUGGAACAUUUUACUUUUUUAGUUCAAUGUUCCACUACCAUUAAAACCAAUUGUGUAUCGGAUUUAUUGAGUGGAAUGAUAUGCAUUUAAAC
This is a messenger RNA of Uloborus diversus, 1313 nucleotides long. RefSeq lists its product as uncharacterized. Gene Ontology annotation, molecular function: adenosine kinase activity. The transcript has 11 exons. The record is from RefSeq and is a predicted model, not a curated record. Bases 1 to 1047 code for a protein of 348 amino acids. Lineage: Eukaryota; Metazoa; Arthropoda; Arachnida; Araneae; Uloboridae. Gene Ontology annotation, cellular component: nucleus; cytosol. Gene Ontology annotation, biological process: purine ribonucleoside salvage.